AUGGCCGCCAAUGACUUGAUUUGUAUGGUGUCUUUAGGCGAGAAGGCCAUAUUCUUGAAGCUAUGCUCGAUAAUAAGGUUUUAUGAACUGAAAUUUGAUGUGGCUGAAAGACUGAAUGUACCUGAAGAAGCUUUAUCCUUGAUAUAUAAAUCUAAAAGGCACCCUAACCUAAGUUUUUCAGUUGAUAAUGAAGAUGACUUGAAGUACAUGUUGGAGUACAAUCGAAAUGUUGGUUGUACGGAGAUUCACAUGCAAGCUGUUGUUAAUACUAUUGAUACAUAUGGAUGCCCUUGGAUGCUGUUUGCAUCUCCUGUUAAAAAUGAAAAAGGAAUUGAAACCAAAAGAUUCAUAGCAGCCCAAUUGCGACCUAUCUUAAAGGUUCGACCUAAAAUUCACCCAAAAGAUGUGCAAAAGGACUUCCUCACUCAAUAUGGAUUGAGACUUGAAUACAGUAAGAUAUGGUGGGGCAAAGAAAGAGCGCAAGAGGCUAUGUACGGUGAUAGUUAUGAGUCUUACAAUCAAUUAAGAUGGUAUGAGCAAAAGGUGAAGGAAACGAAUCCAGGAAGCUACAUUUGCAUUGACCAGAAUGAAGGAAGGUUCAGAAGACUGUUUAUAUGUUAUGCUGCUUGCAUCGUUGGUUUCUUAAAUGGGUGUAGACCUCUAUUAUUUUUGGAUGGGACCUUUUUGAAAGAUAGGAAAAUGUUGAUAAUUAGAGAUGGUUCCUUCAAGGCUUGUGGUCCAUACUGUAUGAAAGGCCAGACCCAUACAAUCCUCCAUAUCAAUUGGUUAUUAUUUCUGAUGCCGACAAGGGGAUCCGAGAACCGAUCAAAGCUAAAGUCUUUACGGAUGAAGGCAAAGGACACACAAGUUUUGGGGAAUUUGCUCCAAUCAGCUUGCUAUAAAUACACUGUUGCAGAAUGGAACGACUACAUGAAGGAUAUAUAUGAGAUGUCUCCAGCUGCAUAUGAGAUUACAAUUAACUACUCACUAGAGCAUUGGGCAAAUGCAUUCUUCCCUGGCAUUAGAUAUGGUCAUAUAACCUCUAAUGUUACAGAAUCCUUUAACAGCUGGAUACGUGAUGCUCGAUUGUCUCGUAUCUUGCAAAUGGUGGAGCAUAUCCACAAAUAA
Messenger RNA from Asparagus officinalis (garden asparagus), 1128 nucleotides. RefSeq lists its product as uncharacterized. The transcript is spliced from 7 exons. The record is from RefSeq and is a predicted model, not a curated record. The coding region runs from base 1 to 1128 and encodes 375 amino acids. Lineage: Eukaryota; Viridiplantae; Streptophyta; Magnoliopsida; Asparagales; Asparagaceae.